AUGCCAAUGCCAGACGUCAAGACCUUGGGGGGGUCUUGGCUACUUGAGUGUGCUCUUGAUCCUACGAUCAAACAAGAGAACAAGGUUUAUCUUAUGGACUUGCUACUUCUCCACGGAUCAGAACACGACCACAACCGCUACUACAGAGAAACCCUUCGUUGCAGCUCCAUCAUAAGGGUAUUUCAUGAUGACCACAUACCAUCUAGGGUUCUAGAAAAACUUAUCAGUACGAGUUCUGACCUCAACUAUCCUUUCGUUUCCUUCCAUCCAGAAGGGUCAGAAUCCUGUGUUCGGCGAAUGUAUCACACUAGGACAAGAAGAUUUACGAGCGAACAAGUGGAAAAGCUGAAGAUUAUGAGAGAUGCGACACUUUCCGUACGCAAAAGUCAUUUGACGACUCCUGAGGCGAUUCGCUUCCGAUCCCUUUCCGACCUUCUAAGACUCCGAGGCAUUGCCCACCCAUACCUUUCUAUAACGCAGCACAAACAGAUGUUAGAAAUUGAAUUGCUGGACUAUCCAGCGAUAAAUGACUGGGAACCCUUUCAUGGGUCAACUGUUUGGUCGCUAGCGGUAAAUCAGGUCAAUGAAUAUAUUCGACUUUGGCUUGACCAUGAAUCUAACAAUAAGGAGGUCGAAGGUAUAUUGUCGGUGCUACAGAUGGUCCUAGACGCAGGAGCUGAUCCUCGUCGAAGUCAUGAGGUCCAAAAGAAGCACACACAUAACACCUACUCUGGCUUCCGCGGAAGUGGGUACUACAAUUGGAAAACACCGCUCUCCUGUCUUUGCGCGACAUGGACCCAUCUGAUCCCUAAAGUUGGUGAAGUUGUCGAUUUUCUAGUGCAGGCUGGUGAGCCUAUAGACGCCCAAGAUAUGGGAGGAUUAACCGCGUUGCAUUUUGCUUCGAAAUACAUACACCCGGAUCUAGUUGAGAAAUUCAUCAGCUAUGGCGCCAAUGUAAACAUAGUUAAUACGAAAGGCAUCUCAGCUCUUCAUUUUGCCAGCAGGUGCGACUUCCCCGAAUGUGGAUCAGAAAGUUUUGGUUUGAUACAGAGACGAUCACGAGUUGUUCGAACCCUACUUGCGCACGGGGCAGAUCCAUCUGCUGUGGAUGAAAAUGGGUUUACUCCCUUACACUAUGCUUGCAAGAAUGGGUUGCUCGAGGUCGUGUCACUUCUUAUCGCCGACCCGAGAGUGGACGUAAACGCAGUAACACACGAGUUGGGAACAGCGUUACAUUAUCUUCCGUACCAGCGCAAGUUUCGCGGAAGCUGGAGAAACAGUCCACCAUUUGAGGGCAAGGUAAAAAUUGUGAAGAUCUUAAUAAAUGCAGGGGCCGAUGUGAGAGCUCGAGAUGGGGAUAACUGGAUGCCAAUCGUGCAUGCCCGAAGAUAUGGGUUUUCUGAACUGGUGGAAGCUCUCUUGGCUAAUGGAGGGGACGACGGCUUUGGACUGGGCGAAGUUACUUGA
Messenger RNA from Daldinia caldariorum, 1467 nucleotides. Its product is annotated as ankyrin repeat-containing domain protein. Bases 1 to 1467 code for a protein of 488 amino acids. The transcript has 2 exons. NCBI's taxonomy places the organism in Eukaryota, Fungi, Ascomycota, Sordariomycetes, Xylariales, Hypoxylaceae. The record is from RefSeq and is a predicted model, not a curated record. Gene Ontology annotation, molecular function: protein binding.